CUCCUUCGAAGUUUAUAUUCCAAAGCAAGAUUCAAGUGGUGAAAUGGCUCGUACAAAGCAAACCGCUCGUAAAUCAACUGGUGGAAAGGCACCAAGAAAGACCUUGGCAACGAAAGCUGCUCGUAAGAGUGCCCCAGCUACCGGUGGUGUGAAGAAACCUCACAGAUACAGGCCAGGAACUGUCGCCCUGCGAGAAAUCCGUCGUUAUCAGAAAUCCACCGAGCUUCUGAUCCGCAAACUGCCUUUCCAACGUUUGGUUCGUGAGAUUGCUCAAGAUUUCAAGACCGACCUUCGUUUCCAAAGUUCAGCUGUGAUGGCUUUACAAGAAGCAAGCGAAGCUUAUCUUGUUGGUCUGUUUGAAGAUACGAACUUGUGUGCUAUCCACGCCAAGCGAGUGACCAUCAUGCCCAAAGACAUCCAGCUGGCACGACGAAUCCGUGGUGAACGAGCUUAAAUCAAGUCCUAAAGACAACCAAAAAAAAAAAACCGGCUCUUUUAAGAGCCACCAAAUGUACUAAAAGAAAUGAACGAAUUCGAAUAUUUUCCGUUCCCGCCAUAUUCAAAAUGGCGCCAAAAGUGUCGUCCAUUUCGCGAAGCUAAACUAAAUCGUAAAUCGAACUAGUGUUCAUCAUCAAGGUUACCAGUUCCUUUUUAGGCAAUACCUUUGUAUCGAGGGGCAUUAAUUUGAGAUAUUUUUGGUUUCAUUGAAGGUAAAUUCCAGUCGCCACAUUGUACAAAUUUGAACGAAGAGCAUCUUAAGUUUUUUGGGGUGCACACAACAGAAAAAAUCUGCUAUCCAUGUUACUGUAAGUAGACCACUAGAGAUCUCUUCACCCAUCCUGUUCUACUGUCUAGAAAUCAACUUUUAUUGGUACUCAAAUAACAGGGCUGUAGGAAGCUCUUUGAUCGGGGGGGGGGGCUGAAAAUGAGGGCCUGAGGAAAUUUUUAAAUUUAGAGAGUCUUAAUUAAAUGCGAUUUCCUGUACUUUGGGGGAACAUCUGACAUUUCCGAUGGUCAGAGAACAGCGUUUUACUGUUUUAGUAUGUUGAAAUUUACAAAUUCAGUACUAAAUGGGCAAAGGUGUAUUUAAUUAACUAUUAUAUUGGAUAAGUUGCAAGAAAGUUUGUUGAAUUAUUCUUCAUUCUUUGCAGGUUGUCAUGGAUUAAAUGAUACGUCUGCAUGAUUUUGAAAAAUGAAUUAUUAUAUUAGCAAAUUAUUGGGGGAGGCUGCAGCCUCCCGGUUGAUACGGCCCUGAAUAAAUAUACACUCAAUCCCUUCGAAACUUCUGCAAUUACAGUUGCCCAUAUGAUUUGUUUUAAUACACCCUAUAAUUCCCAUUGUAUAUUAUUGAAGGCUAUAUUAUUUGUUAUAUAUCUACCAUAUUAUGGUUAAAGUUAGUACAUUAAAAAAAAAACACUAGAGUCCUUUAUUGAAAUAAACAUAGUCAUAAACUUGAUCUUUCUUCUUCAAUUCCUCUUGCAAUUCUGGUUCAAGAUGAUGGAAGGCUAAAGAACUGAAGAGAAAACAAAUAAUUAGGUUUUGUACAGUGCAUGCCUGAACAUUGUGCAAAAACAGUAAAAACACACUGAAUGAGCAUAGAAAAAAAUGAAUAGCAGGUGUCUGUGAUGCAGGCUAGUGGGUGUGUCCCCAAUACUUUAGAAAGGGGGGCCAGAAUACAUGAAUUCUUAAAAAUUGCACUGAUC
Messenger RNA from Paramuricea clavata, 1703 nucleotides. Lineage: Eukaryota; Metazoa; Cnidaria; Anthozoa; Malacalcyonacea; Plexauridae. The record is from the annotation of a GenBank genome assembly.